AAACAGUACUUGUGGUUUCACUGACUGACACAGACUGCACUUUGUAAAUAUCACACAUCUUCCUGUUUUCUUUUUUUUCCCGUUUUUUCUGUUUUGCCACAUUUAUCCUGUCAUGAUGUUGUCACGCCUUCAGGCUUGUUGGGUGUGACUUCACUCUGGUUGGUUAAUGCCUAAUCUCAGCUAGUCAGGCAGACAGUACCGUGAUAUCUUAGACUGCUUUGGUUCUCUCUGCGUGUCUGCAUCAAGGCCCAGGAUUUCAUAGCUACACAGGGCCCAUUGUGAUGGCUACAGAAGUGUUUCUCCAGCAGCUGAUCACAAAUCCUGACAAACUCAACAGUUUCGUGGAUGAAGCUAAAGACUGGGCUUUGCACCAUGGGGUUAUACAAAGGACAUGUGAGACCCCCAAUUCGUCAGAGGUCGUGACAUACAUUCCAUUCACGCUCUUCCCAACUCCUGUGCCCGAAGCUGCCAUUCUCCAGGCUAUGGCGGUGCAAACUCACUUCAACACACUGGUGGACAAGAUCAGCCAGGACUCCGGCUUUCUCGAAGAGGCUCUGGCAGGUACUGUCCAAGCAGAUGAUUUCACAGCCAGGUUGUUUGGUAUAUAUAGGCAGAUAGAGCAGGAAGGUUUGAAACAGUCCAUUACACUCAGUUUGAACCGGUCUGACUACAUGCUGGAUGAGGGUGGGAGAGGAACAUAUUUCUUGAAGCAAACAGAAAUCAACACAAUUGCUGUAGGUAGUUUUGGUACAACUGACAGCCUGCCUGCAGUGCACAGGCACAUGCUGGAAUCUGCUGGUUUGUGGGAGGAGACUGAACGCGUUAAGGAUGCCAACAAUACUCCUCGAAUGAGUGCCGCCCUUGCCAAGGCCUGGGAGCUUUAUGGUCAACAGAAGGCAGUGAUUCUGUUUCUAGUGGAGGAGUUGCAGAUAAGCCAGCUCACUCACCGUUGCAUUGAGAGAGUGCUUUGGAAAAGGAAAAUUCCUGCUAUCCGGAGAAAAUUCGAGGAAGUGUCGAGACAGGCAUCUCUAGACAGCGACAAAAGAUUGUUUGUAGAUGGGCUGGAGGUAGCUGUGGUGUACUACCGCUAUGGCUACAUGCCAGACAACUACACUGAAGAGAGUUGGGAUACUCGUCUUCUGAUGGAGCGCUCCCUGGCUGUGAAAUGUCCAGAUAUUGGCACCCACCUGGCUGGAACCAAGAAGGUCCAGCAGGCACUCAGCCAACCUGGAGUCCUGGAGAGGUUCUUCCCCAACCAGCCUCAAGUAGUGGAGCAGAUCAGAGGUACAUUCACUGGCCUCUACACUCUGGACAUGGGUCCAGAAGGGGAUCAAACUGUGGCCAUGGCAUUGGCCAAUCCAGAUAAGUUUGUUCUAAAGCCUCAGAGGGAAGGAGGAGGGAACAAUUAUUUUGGAGAGGACAUAGUUCGAGUGCUAACAGAGCUUAAAAAUGACAAAAUGAGAGCAGCUUAUAUCCUGAUGGACAGGAUCCAACCCAGAACACAACAAAACAUCCUGCUGAGGAGAGGACUGCCACUCUCACUCAACACUGUCUCUUAUGAAAUAGGAGUUUUGGGAGCCUAUGUGAGGCACGAUGGAGAAAUUGUUCUCAAUGAAGCUGUUGGUCCUAUUUUGAGGACAAAGCACGUCGAACAAAAUGAUGGUGGGGUAUCUAAUGGAGUGAGUGUGUGUGACACUCCACUCCUGAUCUGAACAAUCAGAUGAAAGUAAGAGGGCAGGAGAGGUGCUGAGGUAGCACCGUGGGAGGUCCUCCCAGCAGCCUGACCCUAUAUAAAUUCACAUGAAUCAUUUUGCUCUGGGCCAGUUAUCUACUACUGUGAAUCCUGCUGAUUCAAUCCUAACCUUUAAGUUAGACAUCAAUAAAGCUGUCCAGUCCUCCUCCUUCCAAAUAACCCCAAUGAACAAAAUUUAACCAACCCUGUCAAAAUCUGACUUUUGCUUUUACUUUUUCUAGGCUCGAUUCCUGCAGUUAUGAACAAAGUCACACACUUACCUCGGGAGGACUCAGAAUGCAGCAGCUUGUCUUACUGCUUUUAGCAUCACUUCACCUCAUCAGCUUUUUUUUUUUUUUUUUUUUAAUACAUUUCUUAUUGCUGCACGGUCUUUUACGUCAUUGAGUGAGAAGAUUAAAUAAUGGCAAAAAAUGUAUUCCAUUGUCUAAAUCACAUUGUUUACAUCAUGAAGAAAGCCAGUGUAAUCUGUUUUGUGGGAACAAUUUCAGUUUUCUCUCCUUUUUAACCCUUAGAUGCAUAAGUGGGGUCAAAUGACCCCGGGGGUGGUUGUUCUUCAAAAUCUCUGAAAUUAAAAGUUUUUAAACUUCA
Molecule: messenger RNA, 2341 nt
Organism: Archocentrus centrarchus (flier cichlid)
Lineage: Eukaryota; Metazoa; Chordata; Actinopteri; Cichliformes; Cichlidae
Product: glutathione synthetase-like
Exons: 13
Coding region: 282-1712 (476 amino acids)
Biological process (GO): glutathione biosynthetic process
Cellular component (GO): cytosol
Molecular function (GO): glutathione binding; ATP binding; glutathione synthase activity
Source: RefSeq, a predicted model, not a curated record